CUCAGCGCAAUACAGACGUGCCAAAAACUUUACCGAUCGUGUAGUGACUUCAGUUUGAAAUGGUGAAUAGAGAAGAUACCGUCGUGUCUGUCCCAGCCAUGGCUAGGACACCCCUCAAAUCUUCGUUUUCGAUCAGUUCCCUGAUACCAGAAAUCUUCUUGGAGGAGCAUAACGAGGCUGAAAAGGCAAGAAUACCGACGCCGGUCUCUGACUUGAGUGAAUCGGAUUGUGAUUUGGAUGUCACUGGUACACCGCCACCUUUGGAUUGCAGCACGGGCGAGAAAGACGACCAGAGCAAAGCCAAGGAAAAGCCUCCAUACAGCUACAACGCUCUCAUCAUGAUGGCCAUCAGGAGUAGCCCAGACAAGAGGUUGACGCUCAAUGGUAUCUACGAAUACAUCAUGAGUAACUUUCCUUACUACAAAGACAACAAGCAAGGUUGGCAGAACUCCAUCAGGCAUAACCUGAGUUUGAACAAGUGUUUCGUGAAAGUGGCAAGGCAUUACGAUGACCCUGGAAAGGGUAACUACUGGAUGUUGGACCCUUCGGCCGAAGACGUUUUUAUUGGUGGUACCACCGGUAAAUUGAGGAGAAGAUCCACUGCAGCCACGAGGUCGCGUUUGGCAGCUUACAGGAGGUCUUUCCAUUUACCCCAGCAGUACUACCAGCAGCAAGUGUACCAGAGGUAUCCACACCCUUACUUCUUACCACCACAAACAAAUUUACGGCCAGUAUAUGGGAAUGUACCAGUGCAGACGCAACUUUUGGAUAUGGCUGCUUACUUGAGGCAACCCCACAUGGAGCUUUAUCAAAAUUUGAGGUUUCCGCAAUAUCAGCCACAGAUGAUGGCGCCUUUGGUGCCCUUCCCCUUAUCGCCAUCCAGUGCUUCGUCUUCUCCCGAACCAAGAAAUACAGACAGUUUGUUCAAACCAGUGACCGUAAUAUCGAGACAAUGUUGAUUUUUUGAUUAUGUGAGUGAUAAUUAUUCAAAAGGCUAACCAAAGAAAUAUUAGAUAUAGUAAGAAACUGCAGUCUUUCAGUACAAAUUUGUUGUUUUGUUUCGUUAUUCGAAAUGAUUCGUUUUUGUUUUAUAUCCGAUCCGUCGGAUUGAUCUCGACUUUUUGUAUAUAUAAGAUGUAAAAAAACAACAUGAAUGUACAUAACUUUAUCAGAUAGAUGAUUGUAAAUAGCUGUAUAUAAAAUUUCUUAAAUUAUUCAGAGUUAUAUGUGAAAAAUUGUAUAUUAAGUGAAUUUUAUUCGAGUCUAUUCCAAGAAAUAAAUAAUAUGA
Messenger RNA from Coccinella septempunctata (seven-spotted ladybird), 1288 nucleotides. RefSeq names its product fork head domain transcription factor slp2-like (gene Slp). The transcript has a single exon. Gene Ontology annotation, cellular component: nucleus. Lineage: Eukaryota; Metazoa; Arthropoda; Insecta; Coleoptera; Coccinellidae. Gene Ontology annotation, molecular function: sequence-specific double-stranded DNA binding; DNA-binding transcription factor activity. Gene Ontology annotation, biological process: regulation of transcription by RNA polymerase II. The coding region runs from base 60 to 959 and encodes 299 amino acids. The record is from RefSeq and is a predicted model, not a curated record.